CCGCCCCGACUUUCCCUCCGCUGCCGGCAGGGAAGGCAGGAGCCGGCAGCGGUCUGCCCUUCUCCAACUCUCGUCCCUUCUUUCCUCGUCUACCUUCAGGAGCCCCCACCCCGCCUGCCUCUCUCCUCCUCUUUCUGCUCUGCAAUCAGGGGAAUAAAUCAGGGAAGGACACACACACACACAGAGUGAGCGGAGAUCUGUUACAAAAGUAGCCCUGAUGGCGGCGGAUCAGAUGAAGCUGGAGCUGCUGCUGGAGUAGCAGAGAGUAGAGUAUCUCCCUCUCUCUGUGUCUCUCUUCUCUAUUUCUCCUCUUCCCCCCCUCCACCCACAGAUCUCCAUCGUUUCUCCUCCUCCUUCCCACCCUCGGCCGCGAUCCCGCUUCUUCGCACAUCUCUGGGCUGCGCCUUCUGCGAGGGGGCGGGUGGGAGGGGGGGGAGCGGAGGAGGCUUUAAAAAACAACAGCCCCCCCCCACACCACCACACACACAAUUAUUGAAUUUAUUAUUAUUGCCGUCUCGCCGACUUGGGGAAGGGGGAUCGAUCUUCGAUCAGGAAGAUGGCUGCUGGCUGGCUGCUAGUCUUUAGCCUGACACUUUUCCAGUCCCUGGUGAUGAACCACUCCUCGGAGGGACCUUUCCCUUCGGCCACCACGAUAAAAUCAUGGGUAGAUAAGAUGCAAGAAGAUCUUGUAACAUUAGCACGAACUGCAAGCGGAGUGGACCAGCUUGCUGCGAUUUAUUUGAAAAACAGAAAUUUGUAUACUGUAGAAGCCAACAACCCACGUCAGCUAGUGGAAAUUGCAGCCAGAGACAUAGAAAAACUUCUGAGUAAUAGGUCUAAAGCCUUGGUGCGCCUCGCUAAAGAAGCAGAGAAGUACCAAGCAUCACAUCAGUGGAGGGAUGAGUUUGGGAAUAAUGAUAUAAUCUACUACAAUGCAAAAGAUGAUCAGAAUGAUCCUGAAAAGAAUGACACUGAAUCUGGCAGCCAGAGAAUCAGACCAGUAUUUGAAGAAGAUCCUGUUUUCCGACGGCAAACGUCUUACCAACAUGCAGCAGUCCACAUACCAACAGAUAUUUAUGAAGGCUCAACGAUAGUGUUAAAUGAACUCAACUGGACUGCAGCGUUGGAUGAUGUAUUCAAGCGGAACAGAGAAGAAGACCCCACUUUAUUAUGGCAGGUUUUUGGUAGCGCAACUGGCCUCGCUAGGUAUUACCCAGCUUCCCCAUGGGUAGACAAAAGUCGAACUCCAAACAAAAUAGAUCUGUAUGACGUUCGCAGAAGACCAUGGUAUAUCCAAGGAGCUGCAUCUCCCAAAGAUAUGCUUAUUUUAGUUGAUGCGAGUGGGAGUGUCAGUGGAUUGACAUUGAAGCUGAUCCGCACCUCGGUCAUUGAGAUGUUAGAGACCUUGUCUGACGAUGACUUUGUGAAUGUAGUUUCAUUUAACAAUAAUGCCCAGAACGUCAGUUGCUUUAAUCAUCUUGUCCAAGCUAAUGUGAGGAACAAGAAGAAGCUGAAAGAAGCUGUCUAUAAAAUCUCUGCUAAAGGAAUUACAGAUUACAAAAAAGGCUUUAGCUACGCUUUCGAACAGCUGCUAAACCACAGUGUCUCUAGAGCUAACUGCAAUAAGAUUAUCAUGCUGUUUACGGACGGCGGUGAAGAAAGAGCACAAGAAAUUUUCCAUAAAUAUAAUGAAGACAAAAAAGUACGUGUGUUCACGUUUUCUGUUGGUCAGCAUAAUUAUGACAAAGGACCCAUACAGUGGAUGGCCUGUGAAAAUAAAGGUUAUUAUUAUGAAAUUCCGUCCAUUGGAGCCAUAAGAAUCAACACCCAGGAAUAUCUGGAUGUUUUGGGAAGACCAAUGGUUUUAGCUGGAGAGAAAGCCAAACAAGUCCAAUGGACAAAUGUCUAUCUGGAUGCUCUGGAGCUGGGCCUUGUGAUUACAGGAACUCUACCUGUCUUCAAUCUAACAAAGGAACAAAAUGGAAAAAUAAAUCAGCUGAUUCUUGGAGUAAUGGGGGUUGAUGUCUCUUUGGAGGACAUAAAAAAACUGACACCGCGAUUUACACUUUGUCCAAAUGGAUACUAUUUUGCAAUUGAUCCUAAUGGGUAUGUGCUACUUCAUCCAAAUCUUCAACCAAAGCAAAUUGGUGUGGGCAUACCAAAGGUUAAAUUGAGAAAAAGGAGACCCAAUGUACAGAAUCCUAAAUCCCAGGAGCCUGUUACGCUGGAUUUUCUAGAUGCUGAAUUGGAAAAUGAUAUUAAAGUUGAGAUUCGGAAAAAAAUGAUAGAUGGAGAAAGUGGAGAAAAAACAUUUGAAACACUGGUCAAGUCCCAAGAUGAGAGAUAUAUUGAUAAAGGAAACAGAACAUAUACAUGGACUGCUGUGAAUGGCACCGAUUACAGUUUGGCAUUGGUGUUACCAUCGUACAGCUUUUAUUAUAUUAAAGCCAAAAUAGAAGAACCAAUAACUCAAGCCAGAUUGGCAAUCAAAAAGGAUACAGAAACACUGAAGCUUGAUCAUUUUGAUGAAGCUGGCUAUACAUUUAUAGCACCCAGAGAAUACUGUAAUGAUGUAAAAAAAUCAGAAAACAACACUGAAUUUCUACUAAAUUUCAAUGAAUUUAUUGACAGAAAUACUCCAAGCAGUCCGUCAUGUAAUACUGACAUGGUCAUUAGAGUUUUGCUGGAUGCAGGAUUUACAAAUGAACUUGCCCAAAAUUAUUGGAGUAAACUGUCUCUUGAUGGAGUUGUUGCACAAUUUGUUGUUACAGAUGGUGGAAUUACUAGAGUGUUCCCCAAAAGGGCAGGAGAAGAUUGGCUGGAAAAUGCUGAAACUUAUGAAGUCAGCUUCUAUAAACGGAGUUUAGAUAAUGACAACUAUAUUUUCACAGCUCCGUACUACAACAAAAGUGGUGCCAAUAGCUAUGAAACAGGUAUUAUGGUAAGCAAGGCUGUGGAAAUAACAAUUAAUGGGAAGCUUCUGAAACCAGCAGUUGUUGGAAUAAAAAUUGAUGCAACCAGCUGGAUGGAAAAUUUCACAAAAACCACAAUCAAGAGCCUGUGCAACAGUGAAAUCUGUGGCUGUGAGAGGAACAGUAUGCACGUGGACUGUGUUAUCCUUGACGAUGGUGGAUUUCUCUUGAUGUCAAAUCGGGAUGAAUAUACACAACAGAUUGGAAGAUUCUUUGGUGAAAUUGAUCCUGGUCUGAUGCGAAACCUGAUUAACAUGUCCCUGUAUGCCUUUAACAAGUCGUAUGACUAUCAAUCGGUCUGCGAUCCCGAAGAAGAACCAAAGCAAGGAGCUGGACUUCGUUCUGCUUAUGUGCCUACGAUAACUGAUAUUUUACAUCUAGGAUGGUGGGCUUCGGCAGCUGCCUGGUCUAUCUUACAGCAGCUGUUUUUGAGCUUGACUUUUCCACGUUUCCUUGAAGCAGCUGAUAUGGAAGAUGAUGAUUUUGGUGCCGCCCUGCCUAAAACAAGCUGUAUCACUGAGCAAACUCAGUAUUUCUUUGAAAAUGAUGAUAAAUCCUUUGGUGGGAUUGUAGAUUGUAUAAACUGCUCCAGACUUUAUCAUGCGGAGAAGAUUUCAAACACCAAUCUAGUAUUCAUUAUUAGUGACAGCCAACUGCUGUGCCGCUCCUGUGACCCAAAGCCACUGAUGCAAGCGGAGAAGCCGGAUGAAGGGCCAAAUCCUUGUGAGAUGGUCAAACAACCUAGAUACAGAAAGGGUCCUGAUGUCUGUUUUGAUGAAGCCAAACAGGAAGAUUCGGCUGACUGCGGUGGUGUCUCUGGUCUGAGUCCAUCACUGUGGUCUAUGGUAGGAAUCCAGCUGAUCCUGCUUUGGCUGUUAUCUGGCAGCAGACACGGCCAGUUAUGACCUUGCUAAACCAAAACCUGCAUAACUUAAUCAAGACCCGGCCAAAACGAUAGCCUCAGUUUCAUUUUAAAAAGGGUCAGCUAUUCAGACAGCAGCAGAACAGCAGUGCUCGUGUCUGGUUAUCACUCAUUGUGAGACUCAUAAAGGCACCCACGGUGGCUGCAUGUUGGAGUGUCGGAUCCUUAAAUGUGUGUGAAUGCUGCAUCAUCUAUGCCAUCCAAACAGAAUUCUGUACGUGCUUCAUUGGGGAAUCUAAGAAUAUUUUUUGUUUGUUUGUUGUUGUGAUCUUGAUAACUUCAUGUAAAAGGGCUCCCCUGACAAUAGCUUAUGUAUAUGAUUUUGAUUUCUUUUAAGCUUUGGAUAUCUUGAAGAUUUAUAUUCUUUUACAUGAACAUUUAUUUAAAAAAAAAAAAAGAAAAAGAAAAAAGAAAACAUACUCCCCAAUAUGCAUUACUAGCACCAUGCUGGCUGCUUUGAACAUCAGUUUUGUCCAAACUACUUGAGUAAAAUGAAAAUACUGGCUAGUCUUCAUCAGAAGUUCAGCAUGAUUGAAAUGCUUUAUGAUGAACGGUUUAUUCUUCCGAAAUGAAUCAUGUAGCCAGCUAAGUUUUGGUACAUUGAUGAAUUGUUGGUUGGAAGGAAGGAAGGAAGGAAGGAAGGAAGGAAGGAAGGAAGGAAGGAGGGAGGGAGGGAAGGAAGGAAGGAAGGAAGGAAGGAAGGAAGGAAGGAAGGAAGGAAGGAAGGAAGGAAGGAAGGAAAGGAAGGAAGGAAGGAAAGAAGAAAGGAAGGAAGGAAGGGAGGGAAGAAGGAAAUUUCUUUUUCUAAAAACAUAAAGGUGCUUGAGAGUUUAACUAAAAAGUGAUUCUCAUCUUAAACUUGGUGUCAUAUUCUGUCAGAAAAAAUGUUAAUUUCAAUGUAAUAUUCACCUUCUUUUCACAAUGCAGUUAUAUAUAAAGCUAGGCAAAUCCUUCAAAGGCUCAAACAAAAACGCUUGUGAAUAAAAAAUGUCUUUGUGAUAUUUGAACGUUGGUUUCCAAGGGUAUUUUGCAUGAUGAUGAUGCUAUGUUAUUGUUUUUCAGUUUGUUUUCUUUGAUGGUAGAGUAUAGUCCAUUGAAAGGUAACUGAGUGAUUCUUUUAUUGUGUGAGAAACUGAACAUUGCAAUGUGUUGCAAUCAAAUCAUAUUAAAUUACAUUAUGAAACAGAGCUCUGAAUAUACUGUACAAUGAAAAAGCUGAGAAAAUAGGGUAAAUUUAGCUAUCGUAACAAAAGGGUUGAGUUGGAUUUUUUACAGAAUAGCGAUCUCACAUGAAAACCUGUGUACAGAUAUUUUAAGUAUAUAAAAAUCAGAUUUAACACAUUUAUUUUUGGAAGUAUAUGUUCUCUAAGGUUCAUAUCAGGUUCCCCCUUUGUUUCCUUCAUAUAAAAACACCCAUAAUAUUAAAACUUCUGCUGUUGCUAUUUAUUAUUGCAAAUAGCAUAUUUAACAGCAAAAUGCCCUGGUUAAUGAGAUUAGAAAAAAUCUAAACAAAUGGGGAGCCUUGAAUCUAUAUGUAUGCACAUUGAUACUUGAUUGUGAAUAAUAAUUUUAGAAGUUGUUUUUAUACAACCUCAUUGGUGAUACAGAUUGGUGCAGUAAAUUAUAAUAUUACAGCGUAGCAUAGUGUUGAUGCAAAAUAUGAUUUGCGCUUUUUUUCUAGUUUUCAGAACUAAACAGUAUUGCAAGACAGCUAAACCAAUGAAUGUGCAACUCUGCUGGUAUUGUACAAUUCUGCUAAUGACUGCAAUAUGCAAAUAUUAACAUGGCACAAUACACUAGCUCUUUUAAAAAAUAAGAAAAUACAAAGCAUUGGUAUGUAUAUGCUGGUGAUCGAAUGAUAUAAUUUUGAUCAUGCCAAAAGCUUAAAGAAAUAAUUGGGCAUGCAUUAAUAUCCUAUGAAAACUGAAGAAGCUACUCAAAGCCGUGGCAUGGCGCAAAAGAUCAGAUGUCUACUAUAGUUGUGCUCAUGGCUGGUUCGUUGUUUUUCUCAUGUAUCUUGGCUCCAGCUAUGUAUUUUCUCAUGUUUGGGAAUACAGUGAGUGAAAAAAAAUAAAACCUGACCUUUUGUUCAGUGAUCAGAUUUAGCUUUUUAAAAAAAAUAUCUCUAGUAAAGUCAUGGGGUUAAAAGUACAAGUACCUAUGUUGGAUGACUUCAGGUCCUCCUCAGGGAAGGUGAGCUAGUUUUGAUAAUACUGGUGAAGAUAAUCUUGGAGCUCUUCCUUCCAGUCAUAUUACUGCACUUCUCUUCACCCUAUUAUCAGUUGCUACCUGAUAAAAAAUUAUUUCGCGUCUUUCUAAUGCUGAGACUGCAUCCUGUAUUUUUCCUUAGCAUGGUCAAUUGAAAUUUUAUGGGAGGAAAAAGUGUUGUAGGAUUAGGCCAAUACUGACUGCACUCAUGGCUUUUACUCUAAGAUUGCUUAAAAUACAUAUUAGUUUGCAUUUUACUCUUUUAAUUUAUUGUAAGAUUGUCAGUAUAUUAAGUUCUAUACAGUUUUCACUUAGCUUCCCAAAAGAAACCCUUCAUGGAAAAGUUACAUUAGUUAACAUUUUGGAACAAUUUGCUUAUGCUGGUAGGCCAUAUUCUGAGUUAGUUAAUAAACAUUCGAUUGUCUGUAGGCAGAAAAGAAGGCGGCACAGAGCCCUGUCACCACAGAAAACAGCUGGGCCUUUUGCUCUCUUCCCCCUUCCCUUAGAGUGCCCGAAUACAAAAUGCGGGAGAAGCCCACGCCAUGCAGACACAUUAGCCUUCUUGGGUUAGCCAAAGAGGGAAAUGUCCUUUGUUCCUCUCCUCUGCCUCUCUAUAUGACCUGGAGAAACACAUUUCUGUAUAAACAGCCUUCCAGCCGUUACAUCCUGACAGAAAACUCAGGAUCUGGCCCUCCCAGAAGGGCUUAGUACCAUCCCUAUAGAACUCAAUACUUCAAACGGGAAAAAAAUGAAAUUUUGGCUUCUUUUUGCAGAAAGCAAUAUAUGUUUUGAUUAUAUCCAAGUGAUGGUCAAGAUCUUUUAAAAUGCACUACCUAGAUAGCUGCAAAUUACAAAACACAGAUAAAAAAAUGCAAUGUGAACUUUAGCUAUCUCAAAAUGUGAAUACCGGUCUGUUCGAAAUAACCUCCAUGAAUAUAUACAUAUUUUCCUGCAGAACAGUACCCUUACUCUCACAUAAUGCGUAAUAGUCGUCUUCUCCUGUCUGUGAGAGAGGAAACUUGAUCCUAGGCUUUAAACUGAGACAUUUUCAAAUUACAAUAUGUUUUAAAAACUUUUUUUUUUUUUUAAAGCCAGAUAAAAAAGCUGUCUUGAUAUUUGCUCAGAUCCUUUAAAUAGCACUAAGGGAACUGUUGGGACUAUUUCAGUUUACACAGAAGUCAUGCAGCCUAUUGUAUAUCUGCAAAUAACCACCAUUAAAGUUGUUACAGCAUGGUACAGUGCAAAACAUGAUCUGAGGACUUAACAUGAAAGGUUUCUUUCUAGUUUUUCAUUUAAACAACCAGCAUUACUGCCAAAACACUGACCGCGGUCCAUAUUUGUAACAGGUUUUUAACAUGACAUAGCAGGUAUGACUGACGAGAUUUUUAGGUCCUGUACCUUUAAGACUUUAGUAUGAUCUUUUUCAUGUUUCUAAUGCUUGAGGCUUUACUGCUUAACUUGACAAAAAACCAGUGUUGCUGCCAUUUGUAAGUUUUCCUAUAAUAUUCCUUUUAUUAACUUAAAAACUGGCCUUACCGGAUUCAAAUAGGCAGUAUCCCUUUUAAGUGACCUUUGCAACCCAAGUGUUACUUGCUGUGGUUGAGAGUUUUUGGGUAUCACUGAAGAGACAUUAAGAUCUUUUGUUCCCAUUAACACUUAAGCUCAGAAAACAUGCUUACUAUGUCUUAAUUUCAAAACACAACCUCAGUCCCACUGGUCCUGCAAAUUCAGAUGCUACCACAUUGGUUAUUAAGAAGUAUGUUAAUGCCUACGAGGCACUCCAACGCACUUGGGUGUUUCUGGAAUGUUGACUGAAGGUGAAAUCUUAAUAACUCCUUCCGUAGGAUAAAUUUUACCCUAGCUUCAUCAGACAUCCAAGCCUUUAACGAAGGCCAGAUUUAUUAUUUUUUUUUCAUACCACAAUGUUAAUAUUGUUAAUACUCAUUGUACACUACUGUAAAAAGAUUAAAACAAAGUGUCUGAAAACAAUUCAAGAGUUUUGAAAAGUUAGCCUCACCCUCUUCCCAGCUACUUGCAUCUGUCCCGUUUAUGGUUUAGAAGAAAAACAUCAUCUUGAAGAAAUAAUUUCACUGAGGCUAAAGGGAUACUGUCUUGUUCAGAUGCCAUGGAAUUGCGAUUGUGAUCUGACAAAGCUGUCUUCUCUUCUUGUGUUGUAUGGAAUGUCUGGAUCAUGCUUUCUGGGAUACUUUUAUUGAAAUGCUCAGUGUGCGUUUCUGCAAAAAAAGGCUUGAUUGCUCUUACAAGGCAAGCAGGUCUUUCUCCCUUUUCUUGUGUUCUCUUGACACUUUUGUGGAACUUGACAAGCCUGGAAAAAUAAUUUUUUGUAAAAAUUUGUACAAUAAUGUUAUAAAAAGUUUAUAAUCCUAGAACUGUUGUGUUAAUUCUUGUGCAAAAACAGUAUAUUCAGAAUAAAAGUUUAUCAUUUAAAAUCAACAA
Molecule: messenger RNA, 8559 nt
Organism: Grus americana (Whooping crane)
Lineage: Eukaryota; Metazoa; Chordata; Aves; Gruiformes; Gruidae
Gene: CACNA2D1
Product: calcium voltage-gated channel auxiliary subunit alpha2delta 1
Exons: 40
Coding region: 557-3877 (1106 amino acids)
Cellular component (GO): L-type voltage-gated calcium channel complex
Molecular function (GO): voltage-gated calcium channel activity
Source: RefSeq, a predicted model, not a curated record